CCGACGAAUCAGUGUGAUAGUGGCCGGCGACGGCGACGGUUUUUCCUACGUCAGUGUCGUACCAGCGCGUGUGGUCGGCGGUGGCGGUUUUGAUAACGCCAGUGCGAUCAUAACAAUAACAAGAGUAAAAAAAAUACAAAAUAUUGUUUACUACCUGUUAUCGACUAGACGGAGACAAAAAAAAAAUACGAGUAAAGAGGGUGUACUCGAUGACUGCUGCCACCGGUAUUGUUUGAACGUAAUAUUAUGGUUCGAGGCGCGAUGGCCAAUGACAAUCAGAAAUGUGCAAUGCAGCCGAUGUCACUAGACGCCCAACGGGAUCGAGCGGACAGCGGCCGUACGCCGACCACGUUCAGAGCUUCUGGGAUUUCGAUGAUGAUGGAACGGCAGCCUCAGGCCACGUUCGCCGAGGACGGAGACAUGAGCAGCGUCAGCUGCGGCAGCAGUAACGGAGGCGGCGCAACCGAAGAACACGUUGGCGACCAACGUUUUCAGGCACCACCGCCGGCGUACAACGGAAAGCCGAGAUCACGGAAGAGACGACUGUUGGAAGGCAGUAUCGGCGGCGAAGCGCUAUCGCCGGCAGUCUCGACCACGGCGUCCGAGGAAACCGAACAGAGUGAAUACGGCGACAGUGGACAAAAUGAGCCGGCGGUACUGCAGACGGCGGUGCCACUGAAUCUGAUGAUGACGACCGGCGGAAGAGACGCCGCGGUGGACCAGCCGGAAGAACACUUGUCGGAAGACGAGAACAGCGACGUCAUGGACAUGAUGGACGGCGAUCCGCACGGACAGACGCAACCGUCGGCAGCGUCGUGGUCACCGCCGUGGUGGCUUCAACCUCGACCGGACGAAUACGGCGACAAGCCCGCGCAAACGGCAGAACUGCUUUUGGUCGGUGGCCGGUUGCCACCCAGACCAGGUGCCGCACAACCGGCUCGCGUCAUCGUCCCCACACCUAAUGGCGGUGUGGCUGUUGCGCAAGCGGUACUACUGGUACUGGAACCUCCAGUGCCGACCGGCGGUAACCCGAUCACCGACCAACAACGACAGAACAGACACCGGUACAAGAACCAUCAACGGAUGCAAGACAACGGCUCGAUUCCUACACAACAAGCACAACACACCAUGUUGGGCCGGAACAACACCGGCAACGGACACCACAACAACUACCAUUGUCGGGUGACACCGCCUCGUAUUUCGGCGGAGUUGGCGGAUGAAGACGGCUGCAUCGACGGGGUCGGAUUUAAUAAACCGGCCGCAGCCGUUAGUAUGGACGAUCCGGCAGCGUACGUCCGGCAACAACAACGUCAGCAAAUGACCUCGAACGCGGCGGCGUACUACUUCCAACGGCAGCAGCAACAGCAGAGGCUCAACGGCGGAGGGGGUGUAGGUUUGGCACAAGUCUCGACCGACAACGACGGUGGCGCCGAUAACGCAGCUGCUGCCGUGGCCGCAGCGACCGCGUCCACGACCAUGGCGGCUCUGAUGGCCGCUACGGCAGUGCAUAAGCAUCCGACUUGGCCUACCACGGAUUCCGGGUAUUUUGGUGGUGGUAACGGUCAACCGCAGAAUCAUCAGCAACAGUACUCGACUGCCAACGGUUCUCACACGACCAUGAUGCAUCCGGCGGCGGCUGCGGCAGCGGCCAAGAAACGCAAGCGGCGCACGUCGUUUACGCCGCACGCUCUAGAACUGCUCAACGGCCAUUUUGACCGCAACACCCAUCCGUCCGGUGCGGAGAUCACAGCGUUGGCCGCUCGGUUGGGAUACGACCGCGAAGUAGUGCGCAUAUGGUUCUGUAAUAAGCGGCAAGCGCUCAAGAAUGCUGCCGCCACAGCAGUGGGUAUACGUUCGACGGGAAUGACUAUGUUAAACGGAGGAGGUUCGCUUAGCGCAGUGAAAUAUUAUGCAACAACAGCAGCACCUUAAGUCAUAAACCAAUAACAUAGCAACCGUAUUUUAUCAUUUAACACAUAUUUAUUUAUUGUUUAGUUUUUUUUUUUG
Molecule: messenger RNA, 2007 nt
Organism: Adelges cooleyi (spruce gall adelgid)
Lineage: Eukaryota; Metazoa; Arthropoda; Insecta; Hemiptera; Adelgidae
Exons: 7
Coding region: 247-1932 (561 amino acids)
Biological process (GO): regulation of transcription by RNA polymerase II
Molecular function (GO): RNA polymerase II cis-regulatory region sequence-specific DNA binding; DNA-binding transcription factor activity, RNA polymerase II-specific
Source: RefSeq, a predicted model, not a curated record